Messenger RNA from Syngnathus typhle (broad-nosed pipefish), 330 nucleotides. Its product is annotated as cocaine- and amphetamine-regulated transcript protein-like. Gene Ontology annotation, molecular function: neuropeptide hormone activity. The transcript has 3 exons. Lineage: Eukaryota; Metazoa; Chordata; Actinopteri; Syngnathiformes; Syngnathidae. Gene Ontology annotation, biological process: cellular response to starvation; positive regulation of MAPK cascade; G protein-coupled receptor signaling pathway. The record is from RefSeq and is a predicted model, not a curated record. Bases 1 to 330 code for a protein of 109 amino acids.
AUGUUGAGCACCCGCGCCUUGUUCCACCUCCUCCUGCUCCUCGCCACCGCCGCCUUCCUGUACGUGUCCGCUGCUGAGGACGCCUCGGUGGAGAAGCGCUCGCUGGAUUUCACGCUACAAAAUCAACAGGAACAAGAUUUGAUUGAUGCUUUACAAGAAGUGCUGGAGAAGUUGAGGAACAAAGAGAUGCCCUCUGAGAAAAAGUUGGGCUGGCUGCCUUCUUGCGACGCAGGGGAGCCAUGCGCCGUGCGUCGAGGCUCCCGAAUUGGCACGUUGUGCAGCUGCCCCCGAGGAACUUCUUGUAACUUUUAUGUCCUCAAGUGCUUGUGA